CACAUGCUAAAGCCAUGCAUAUUCUUUCAGGGUUUGCAAUGAAGCAGCUUAGAUUUCCUGGGAGACUUAAGCCUGAAAUGAGUGGCAAGCUACAGUCUACAUCAGUGGAAUCAACUUCUUCAUUAGACUGUCCUAAGGGGCACCAUGUCCAGGCUUAUCUCACUUGCACAUCCACAUGCUAAUCAAAGGCCUGGUUAAAACCUCACUACUGUCAGGAGGCUCCUGAUUGCGUGCAGUUGCAGUGGUAAGAUGAAGGCUGGUCAGGUGAUCUCCUUGACUCUGCUGUGUGUCGUGGCAGCCAGCGCUCAGGUCAUCCUGCCUUGAAAACGCCCCAAACCCGCUGUUCAGGAGAACUUUGAUGCUGCUAGGGUGAACACCAGACUCCUUUUUUCUAUUUAGUUUGAGACAAAGGCAGUGUUCUGUCUCAGGAGAGAAUUAAACAAACCAGACUGACCAGGAUGAUUGACUUAGUGGCCUUCUCUGCUACUUCAUGGCAUCAUGUCCCCUGUGUUGCCUCUGCAGUAUCUUGGAACCUGGUUCAACAUCCAGAAACUGCCAGAUGUCUUCCAGAAGGGUGAGUGCAGCACUGCCACCUACAGCCUGAAGAGCCCUGAAGUUGUUGGUGUCCUCAACAGAGAGCUGCUUGCUGACGGGACCAUUAAUUCCAUCACAGCCUCUGUCAAAGCCAAAGACCCCUCUGAGCCUGCCAAGCUGGAGGUUUCCUUCAUUGAGAACUCCCCCCCUGUCCCCUAUUGGGUCCUGUCCACUGACUACGACAACCACGGCCUCGUCUACAGCUGCACCGACUACGGCCUUUUCCAUGUGGACUUUGCCUGGAUUAUGAGCAGGAAGCAGGAAACCAUCGUGGAGCUGCAGAGCAUCCUGGCCUCUGCAGGAGUCAGUGUGGACAAGCUGCUCGCCACCAACCAGUAUGAGGCCUACUGCAGCGCCAUGAGCCAGUAAACACACAGAGGGGAACUCCUGAUCCACCCUGCAGGCCUGCAGACUGUGGUCUGCUGCACAUUGUGCUGCUUACCUGAGGACUGCACCUGCCCUCUAAGUCUCAUGCAAGAUCAAUGCAAUAAACCUGUUCAAUUGCAUUAAGGUGUCAUGUUCUCCUUUUGGAAUGGGCCCAGGACUUUGAGGUGCUAAGAUGUAAUACUUCACAACACAACUUUCCUUAACCUCUCAAACCUUGAUUUUGCCUUAAAUUUCCUUGUAAGUAGAUUAAAAAUCAGAAAAAAACUGUUUCCACACUAUAUGAUGAUGUUACAAGCAUAUUCUGUAUCUGCUGGUUGCAACACUUCAUUAA
Molecule: messenger RNA, 1312 nt
Organism: Myripristis murdjan (pinecone soldierfish)
Lineage: Eukaryota; Metazoa; Chordata; Actinopteri; Holocentriformes; Holocentridae
Product: apolipoprotein D-like
Exons: 6
Coding region: 499-963 (154 amino acids)
Biological process (GO): lipid transport; tissue regeneration; response to reactive oxygen species
Cellular component (GO): cytoplasm
Molecular function (GO): lipid binding
Source: RefSeq, a predicted model, not a curated record